ACAAUACACCGUCUCCGUGCCAGCAUCAGUGCUAGUUGAGCAUUUAAUAUGUCACUAUCAAGACUACUUCCAGGUUUGAAGAUAGCUCUCGUCCAAAUGCUCGUGGGCCCGGACAAGGCCAAGAAUGUCGCGGCCGCCGUGAAGGAGAUCCACAAGGCCAAGCAACAAGGCGCACAGCUGGUCGCUCUGCCGGAAUGCUUUAACUCGCCAAAGGAGAACAUGAACGCAGAGGAAGUGCCAUUCGGGGAGACGUGUCGCGCGCUGUCGGCGGCGGCGGCGGAGGCAGGCGUGUGUGUGGUGGGCGGCACGCUGCCCGAGCGGCAGGGCGGCGCCCUGUACAGCACCAGCACCGUGUGGGGCCCCGAUGGGGCGCUGCUGGCGCGCCACAGGAAGGAAGGUGGGUAUGUUAGGGAGCUGCUGGUGGGCGGCACGCUGCCCGAGCGGCAGGGCGGCGCCCUGUACAGCACCAGCACCGUGUGGGGCCGCGACGGGACGCUGCUGGCGCGCCACAGGAAGGAAGGUGGGUAUGUUAGGGCGCUGCUGGUGGGCGGCACGCUGCCCGAGCGGCAGGGCGGCGCCCUGUACAGCACCAGCACCGUGUGGGGCCCCGACGGGGCGCUGCUGGCGCGCCACAGGAAGGUACACUUGUACGACAUAGACAUUCCGAAAAAGUUAAAGCACAAAGAAUCUGAGAUGCUAUCGGCUGGAAACCAGAUCACCACCUUCGUGUUCAACGGCGUCAAGAUCGGGCUCGGCAUCUGCUUCGACAUGUGCUUUUCCGAGAUGGCAGAGCUCAUGGCUCAAGAUGGAUGUUCCCUCCUAAUUUUCCCCGGUGAUUUCAAUGUCACGGCUGGUAGGAGGUACUGGGAGCUAAUCGGCCGCAUUCGCGCGCUCGACCACCAGCUGUGGGUGGCGCUAGUGAGCCCCGCGCGUGACACCAGCGCUGACUACCAGUCCUGGGGGCACUCCAUGCUCGUGGACCCCUGGGGAAACAUCAAGGCCCAACUGGACGAGAAUGUUGGGACUAUACUGGAAGAUAUUGACCUCAAUGUCGUGGAAGAAGUGAGAAGACAAAUGCCUAUUAAGCCUCAGAGGAGGACAGACUUAUACAACACCGUGCGGAAGAUGAAGAUGUCUUCAUAAAAAUGUAAAUGUACGUUCUAUGCUAAAUUAAAUGACGUUUAUUAUUAACAUCUUUAUAUUAACACAUUGAUAAGUACUCAUUAAAGUUUUGAAUGUUUAAUCUCAA
Messenger RNA from Ostrinia nubilalis (European corn borer), 1249 nucleotides. RefSeq names its product omega-amidase NIT2-like. The record is from RefSeq and is a predicted model, not a curated record. Gene Ontology annotation, biological process: oxaloacetate metabolic process; L-glutamine metabolic process. Gene Ontology annotation, molecular function: omega-amidase activity. Lineage: Eukaryota; Metazoa; Arthropoda; Insecta; Lepidoptera; Crambidae. Bases 49 to 1143 code for a protein of 364 amino acids. Gene Ontology annotation, cellular component: mitochondrion. The transcript has 7 exons.